GCUUGAAUGAGAGAAUCACAAGACCGAGAAGGAAGUGGAGGAGGUUUCUAUUAUUCUAUUCGCCUACCUUGCUGUUGUCCUUGUACUGGAGCUGUUGUAUCUGUUCGCUGGUCGAGGAAGGAAGAUAUUCCAAGUCUUGGCUUUUUGGAUUAUGAAUCUGUUGUCAUGAAAUGAAUUUGAUGAAUUUGGCAUGCUGUAGAAUUUUUUUUUUUCAAUGUAUGUGUCCCUUAUAAAAAAUCC
Molecule: messenger RNA, 240 nt
Organism: Hyphopichia burtonii NRRL Y-1933
Lineage: Eukaryota; Fungi; Ascomycota; Pichiomycetes; Serinales; Debaryomycetaceae
Exons: 1
Source: RefSeq, a predicted model, not a curated record